This is a messenger RNA of Salvelinus fontinalis (brook trout), 5425 nucleotides long. RefSeq names its product hypermethylated in cancer 1 protein-like. Gene Ontology annotation, biological process: regulation of transcription by RNA polymerase II. Lineage: Eukaryota; Metazoa; Chordata; Actinopteri; Salmoniformes; Salmonidae. The transcript has 2 exons. The coding region runs from base 198 to 2474 and encodes 758 amino acids. Gene Ontology annotation, cellular component: nucleus. The record is from RefSeq and is a predicted model, not a curated record. Gene Ontology annotation, molecular function: RNA polymerase II cis-regulatory region sequence-specific DNA binding; DNA-binding transcription factor activity, RNA polymerase II-specific; protein binding.
GGGUGAGAAAGAGAGGGAGAGGGGAGGGGCAGGGAGAGCGAGCGAGUGAGAGAGAGAGAGUACGAAGAGAGUAACAAGAAAUUCAUAGCAAUUAAUAAUAAAAAGAGUUGGCAGUCGUGCUUGGAAAACUGGCAUGGUUUUUGGAGGCUGGCAGUUCAAAGUUGAAACGUCAGAAAUUACUCCAAAAGACUGUUGAGAUGAUCAUUAAGGGAGACUUAGAUCGGAUGGCAGAAGAGAUCGGGCAUCCAGGUGGCGGUCUGACGACGAUGCUCCAUGCCAUGGAAGUCCCAAGUCAUGCUAGACACCUCCUCCUGCAACUCAACACCCAGCGCACCAAGGGCUUCCUGUGUGAUGUCAUCAUCGUGGUGCAGAACGCGUUGUUCCGAGCCCACAAGAACAUUCUGGCCGCCAGCAGCCUCUACCUGAAGUCCCUGGUCGUCCAUGACAACCUCAUCAACCUAGACCACGAGAUGGUGAGUCCCGGGGUGUUCCGGGUCAUUCUAGACUACAUCUACACGGGCCGCCUGACCGAAGGAGACCCCAGCUCCCCGACAGAGCCCAACCUGGGGGCCGUGCUGGCUGCAGCUAGCUAUCUGCAGCUACUGGACUUAGUGGCACUGUGUAAGAAGAAGAUGAGGAGAAAUGGGAAGUACCCUCUCCGCCCCACUCCUGCCUUUCUGCGCUAUGGGAAGAUGGUCCCCAAUAGUUUGGGUUUAGGGGGAGGGGGCAGGUAUCGGGUGUCCACCCCUGUUAUUCAGUCCUGCUACCCAGGGGGAGUUGGGAACACCAACACGCCACGUGCCCCACCACUAGAGGAGCUGCCGCUGCACCCCCAUGCCACCCAUGCAGGGGAGCUGUAUGCCCCCACCUCUUCACAGGGCCCUCAGGUGUUCCCCUCCACACCCUCAACCCUGCCUGCCCAGCCCAGCCUGCGUCCAGCUCACUCUGACAGGAACUGCUCCCCCAUCUAUGGCCUGGACCUCUCCAAGAAGAGUCCCAACUCCCAGUCCCAGAACACGCCCUCCCACCCCCACCUGGCUCAUGCCCUGCCCCACAACGAUGAGGAUCGGGAGGGGGGGCUGAGCGGCCGCACUAGCCCCAUGCUGGGGGCCAACGGCGGGGCCUACCCCACAGAAAAGAUGGAAACGGCUGAUCAGGCUGGGUCUCUCCCACUUCACUCCUACCCUCACCUCAACCAGCCCCUUGGGCCCCACCUGCCCCGCCUCCACCGCUCCAGCUCCCAAGGUCCAGAGCACUACCCCUGCCCCCCCAGCCCCGACACCCCCACCGAGGCUGGAGAGCCCAGCAGGGAGGUGGGCAACAUCUACCGCUGGGUGAAGCAUGAGCCACUGUCAUACACAGCAGAGGAUGAAGAGGAUGACGAGGAUGAGGAGGAAGGGCGUCGAAACGGAGACCAAGACCAUCAGCAUCACAACCACCAUCAUAAGGCAGGGGAGGAGAGCGAUGAUCGCUACCGUAGGGUGGGCUGUGAUGGGGAGGAUGAGAAGAGUGGCUCAGGCAGUGAGGAGACAGGCAGUAGUGAGGGUCGACCAUCACCCACAGGGGCCAUGGGGAGGUUCCACCUACCCUACGAGCCUGAGAGCUUUGGGGACAACCUGUAUGUGUGCAUACCCUGUGACAAGGGCUUCCCCAGCUCUGAGCAGCUCAACGCCCACGUGGAGACCCACACAGAGGAGGAGCUGUACUCUGGAGGGGAGAUGGGUAGCAGCAACAGCAACCCCAAAAACAACAGCAGCAACAGCAACGGUAACGGCAGCCUGUCCUACCUGGAGGGGAAGUCCAGCCAGAGCCUGACGCCUGGGGUCCUGGGGGAGAUCAUCAGACCCUAUCGCUGUAACUCCUGUGAGAAGUCCUACAAGGACCCGGCCACGCUGCGCCAGCACGAGAAGACCCACUGGCUGACAAGGCCCUACCCCUGCAGCAUCUGUGGCAAGAAGUUCACCCAGCGCGGCACCAUGACCCGCCACAUGCGCAGCCACCUGGGACUCAAGCCCUUUGCCUGUGACCACUGCGGCAUGCGCUUCACCCGCCAGUACCGCCUCACAGAGCACAUGCGCAUCCACUCCGGGGAGAAGCCCUAUGAGUGUCAGGUGUGCGGGGGGAAGUUCGCCCAGCAGCGCAACCUCAUCAGCCACAUGAAGAUGCACAGCAGUGGGGGGGCCGGAGGGGCUCUGACGGCCGACGGCAAGCUUAAGCUAGACUUUGCGGAAGGGAUCUACCCCCUGAGUAAAUACGCAGCAGAGCACCUGGGGCUGAAGCAGGACAAGGCCUCAGAGCUGCUGGCAGAGCAUGCCAUGGAGAGCCUGUUCCCGCUGUCCAAACUGGCAGCAGAACACCUGCGCCUCAACCACCAUGACAAGAUGGAUGUCCUGGGGGUCCAGGUCCUGCCUCCUCCCCCAGGGUCCCUCUCUGACUCCCACUCCCGUAUCAUUGACCGCUACUCCCCCAGCUAAGAUGGCCUUGGCAACCACACAGUCCUGUGGGCACACAACUUAACUUACAGUAUUCUAACGUCAUUCACCUCAACUCCAUCAGUAUCUGCACCUCAGACUAAGGCCAAUACCUGGCCUAAAGAAUGCACACACACUGUGUAGGUUUAGGGUUUAGGGGGAGGGGGCAGGUAUCGAUAAGUGCCUUUCUUUCCAAAGUUUGCAUUAUAUGCAUUUCAAAGACCUUCCUAGAAGAACUGUGCUAUUUCUAUUAUAUUUUGACCAAGGAAUACCCACUCAAAGCAGUGUAGUAUCUAUACGUAAACAAGUUUUUUUUUAAUUAAACCACCGAGCCAAAAACAAAUUGAGAACCAAAAAGCAAUUGUUUUUAUUUAUUUUUUUGUGCAUAAUGAAAAACCAAAGAAACUGUUGCAAGAAAGUGUUGCAAGCAGACCCUAAACCUGUGUACUAAAUGUACUAUUACUGUUAUAAAUGUAUAUAAAAUGGAAAAAAGCACAUAUGGACAUGAUUCAGGGCUCCUGUUCAGAACUGAAAGGACACAAAAGAAAAAGCCAAACCUUUGGGAUUUGCAAGUGAUUGGAACACUUAGUUUAGUUUUUGGGGUACUGGAUUUUCUCUGUAUCUUCCUAUUCAGUUUUACCCCAUGCUCCAGCUUUUCUAGUCAUGAGGGAGUGAAUAACGGAAAACAGCAUUCGCUCUGCCAUUUAAGUCAAGUGAUCUAUGCUUUGUUUUUCUACCGUUGUUACGUACUUCAUGAUGUUGUGUACAGAGAGACUCAUAUUAAAUAAUAGUAGCUUACUGACUCUAAAACCCAGUGCCAUAACCCUUUGAACCCAUAACCUCUCUUUUGACUUGCAUCCCAGUGCCUUCAAACUGUUAUUGAAAAGUAGCGAGGAGCACAACCCUGUGAUCUCACAACUGGGACUCAUCAUGGUGCAUACCCAACUGAUUACACGCCAAUCCUUCUCCAUGGCUUCAACAUCCAGUGGUGUGGAGUGUAGACUAAGCAUGGGUGUUGCCUGUGACAUUGUGUAAUAUUUACAAUGGUGGGUGCAACUGUACAACUCACCAGAGGAGAGCACAGAGAGGCCAUCCAAGUCAGUGCCGAGAGGCUAGAGUCAAUUACCACCAAUCAGUCACUAUCAAUAGCAGCAAUUCCCUCUAACACAGAUGAAGAAUCAGGACUGACAAUUGUCCCAUACUGCAGAUAAAUAGUACUAACCACUUUAAAAACCUUUUGACCACCCCCCCAUGUAGUCUCAACUCUUGUCUGAGAGACAGAGGGCCGUGCUAUCAUUGACAGGCCAAAGUGACUUCUCCGCUGCUGCCUUAAUACACACACGUUUACCCACACAGGGACUGGGAGCUGCUAAUGUGACAGCGUUGUGAACAUGAGAGCUGGGCGCUAGCUGCCUCUGACAGUGCUCUGCUCGUGGUGCGGCAGCAGGCCGGGCCGUCGGUGUGGGUGAACAGCACAGCUCACCCCAGCUGCUGGCCUCCCAGUCUUCCAGUAAUCCCUGUGAAAUCUCACAUUCUCCCUGACAAUUCACACUGUCUGUCGGCCUGACGCCCCAUUUCAUGCCUGCCAUCCAGCCCCUCUGAUCCACACCAAAACAAGACAUCCGAGCACUGCCGAGCCGAGUCCUACCAUCUGCCCUUCCCUGCCUCUCUGCUAGCAGGCUAUCAAACAUGGCACAAUACAGUACAGUAGCACGCCUCAAUAUCAACUGACCAGUUCCUUUAGAAAACAAUGAGCACUUAUGGGUUUGGGGGUUGAGGGCACUUAUUGUUUUGCAAUUAAAAAAUAUAUAAUAUUUCAAGGAGCAUGCUGGCUUUUUCUUUUUCUACGUUGUCGGACCUUGUGUCAGAUUGGAGUUUGUUGACCACUAUAGUGCCAAUGCCAACCUCAGUAGGUUAAUGUGAAGACUAAAGCCAUGAAUGCACUGUGAUAGACUUAGUGAAUCUUAAACCUUAGCUUGGAGACUGAGACAGUAAGCCCUAGUAUUGUAGGAUUGUAUUAAUGUACAACAUUAAUUGAAGGGCUUUAUUCUGUAGCGUAAUGAGCAUAUCAAGGUGUGUUUUUCUGUCCCAUAUUUUCUUUCUCUUUCUUUAGAUUUUGAACCAAAGCAAAGUGAAACUGGUGCUCACCUCAGGACUGAACCCAGCAUGGGGACGCAACACUUUAGCUACACAGCAAUCAACCAACCAAACACACACGUACACACUUAGAAGAAGCAGAUACAGACAUCUACACACAUUUUAUUUUGACAUUUUUUAUUUUGAGGGGACAAUAGUCCUGUGUUAAACUUGUGGUUAUUUCAUGGUUAUGAGAUGUUUUACUUGUCUUACAAUUUUGUUGAUAACAUGUGAUAUUAACAUUUUCUGCUUUUAUCUUAAUAUUUUGUGUAAAUGUUCCUUUUUUACUGCCCUCAAAGAGGCUUUGUGUGGUUCAGGCCAAUGACAUUAUCUUAAUAAGGAAAAGUCAAGCUGGUGAUCUUCUUUAAUUCAACAGAAUAUACAAAUGUACAUGUUGACAGGGCUUGUAAGACAAGACGUAAGGCAAUACCUCUGGUUCCAAAGAAACAUAUAAACACUAUGUGAAUUAGGUCUUUUAUUUUUCACCCGAAGCCUUAAUGUUUAGUGACGUGUUUGGUUGCACACGAGGAGUGAUGUAUUUCUCAAUAUUUCCCUAAACAGAUAAACAGUGGCUGGGCUGUGAGUGGGUGAAAGCUAUAGCCUGAAGAUGUUUGACCCAUUUCUCUGGAGGGGGUUUGUGAGCUGAUGAUGAUGAUACUCAGACUACGGCUGUGUGUGUAUUCAUACACAAACACACUUUAAGCUAGCUUGUUUCCAGCCUACGUGGAACACAAAAAUCCACACUUGUCUCCAAAGUUAAUUUAGAAAAAUAGUCUCCAGCUGUUUUGUUAUAACAAAAUAAACUAGUUUAAAUGACA